GCCCCUCCCACGUGUUGCCGUGGGACUGCGGGCCUGCAGCCGCUGCACGCGGCACUCACCUACGUCGGCGGGGGCUGAGAGCGGGGCAGGGCCUAGGGGGACGGCCCUGCCCGGGGGGCGCGCGGGCGGCUCACCGGCACUUAACGGAGACAGGCGCCCACCUACCCCGGGGCGCGGCGGGGCAGGCCGGGCCGUCCGCCUCCUCCCCCUCGCUCAAACGCAAAGCCCCCCCCCCGCUGCUCCAGGCCACAGGCCCCGCCCGAGAGAGGCCCGCAGCGUUGCAGGGGGCGGGGCCGUGCGUGCUCGCGCCCGCCCAGCAUGUAGCGCGCGCGCGCGCACGCAGGCCGCUUUCGCCACGCCAAGGCGUCCGGGCACCAGGUUAAAGGGACAAAUGGCAGCCUCCUCUUCAUCCUCUUCAGCUGGUGGAGUCAGUGGAAGCUCUGUAACUGGAUCUGGGUUCAGUGUCUCGGAACUUGCCCCACCACGGAAAGCCCUCUUUACGUACCCCAAAGGAGCUGGAGAAAUGUUAGAAGAUGGCUCCGAAAGAUUUCUUUGUGAAUCCGUUUUCAGCUAUCAGGUUGCCUCUACAUUAAAGCAAGUGAAACAUGAUCAACAAGUUGCUCGGAUGGAAAAACUAGCUGGUUUAGUGGAAGAACUGGAAGCAGAUGAGUGGAGGUACAAGCCAAUAGAGCAGUUGUUGGGGUUCACUCCAUCCUCAGGCUGAAAGCUUUGGGAUCACUGGUGUUGAAAGACAACACAAAUAUACAACACUCGAGAUUGAUUUUUAAAUAUGCUGCAAUUUAUCAGUGUGUUCCCAGGUGCAUCAUGUUUUUUUAAAUCCACACCAGGUGGCUCUGUAAUAGUAUCCAGUAAGUUGCAACCACAAAACUGUAAAUCCUUUUAGUCUUCUGCAGGGUAGACAUUUGUUAAUAAUUCAGCAGGACCUGGUUUCUGUAACUUAUGAAAUACAGUAAGUUUUAAAGGCUUGGCGAAUAACCUGUUUGUUUAAAGGGGAAGGGAAGGUUAUUUUAAAAAACCCGAUCAUUUAUACUCACAAUGGAGUGUACGUGCCUGAACUGGCCAGGUAAUAUCAAUCAUUCAGGACCUGGAUACCUUUGCUGUUUUGAGUCCAAAUCCUAGAGGGAAAAAGCACAAGGCACUGAAUGGAAAGAAGAUUCUUUUUGAAGAUGAAUGUGAUAACAAACUGUGCAGGGUCAACUGAAGAGAAAAAUGUUAACUGAUUUCUAUAUCUAGAUCUCCUUGUUUUUGCUGAGUCUUUUCUGUCUGCUGGCAUGUUUUUUUUUUUUGACUGUACACAGAAUGAGAAGGGAACUACAGUUUAAUGCAGAGGCAAAUCUGCUCUCACUUUACCAUAAUGUACAAAACUGUUCAAUGGCCAAUAAAUUUCAAGAGUUUGAA
Molecule: messenger RNA, 1419 nt
Organism: Mauremys mutica (yellowpond turtle)
Lineage: Eukaryota; Metazoa; Chordata; Testudines; Geoemydidae
Gene: ANAPC16
Product: anaphase promoting complex subunit 16
Exons: 4
Coding region: 392-724 (110 amino acids)
Biological process (GO): protein ubiquitination
Cellular component (GO): cytosol; anaphase-promoting complex; kinetochore
Source: RefSeq, a predicted model, not a curated record